Messenger RNA from Monomorium pharaonis (pharaoh ant), 717 nucleotides. RefSeq lists its product as uncharacterized. The record is from RefSeq and is a predicted model, not a curated record. The transcript has a single exon. NCBI's taxonomy places the organism in Eukaryota, Metazoa, Arthropoda, Insecta, Hymenoptera, Formicidae. The coding region runs from base 1 to 717 and encodes 238 amino acids. Gene Ontology annotation, biological process: DNA integration. Gene Ontology annotation, molecular function: nucleic acid binding.
AUGUAUUCUGAUAACGGAACAACGUUUGUCGGAGCUGAUCGCGAGAUGACCAAAGCGUACAGAGCGGCUGUGCGCGAUCAUAAUUUUUUAAAUUUAACCGCAUCCGAUAAUGUGACGUGGAAUUUCAUUCCACCAUCUGCUCCGCACUUCGGCGGCUUGUGGAAGGCCGGCGUACGAAGCGUUAAAAACCAUUUGCGUCGCGUAUUAGGCACUCAUAGGCUUACCUUCGAAGAAUUCACAACUUUGUUAUGCAGGAUCGAAGCCUGCUUAAAUUCACGUCCGAUCGCGCCUCUUUCGAAUACGCUUGACGAUUACGAAUAUUUAACUCCGGGUCAUUUUUUGGUCGGAUCCGCUCUUAUUGUAAAUCCGGAACCAUCGCUUCUUCAACUCAACGAGAACCGCCUCUCGCGAUGGCAACUCGUGCGACACAUCACCGAGCGAUUUUGGAAGUUAUGGUAUAAUGAUUACGUUACCACCUUGCAACAACGAACAAAAUGGCGACAAGUCAAGCCGCAACUUCAGGUCGGUCAACUCGUUCUCUUACAAAACUCCAUGUUACCUCCAUGUAAGUGGGAGCUUGGCCGAGUGACACAAUGUCACGCCGGGUCCGACGGAUUAGUUCGCGUAGUUACUGUCAAAACAGCCACGUCCGAGUAUCAACGACCUAUCGUUAAACUAUGCGUUCUCCCGAUUGAUAGCGAGGCGUCGAGCAACUAA